AUGCCUGCGUCCAUGACCUCAUUAUUAACCGACUCCUCUGUGACAGGGUCAUUGUCAAGGCUUAAACAGCGAUCAGUCUCUGAAACUUGCCUUCCCUUCCUCACAAUUGGUGGUGUAGACUGCGCUGACACCUUCGAUCUCAGCGCUUUGAACGCUGCGGUGUCGAAGAUGGAUGAUUUAACACUGCAAAUGGAGAAUAAACAGUCCUUCCUCCAGGAGUUGAAACAGCACUACCAAUGCCUGAUUGAGAACACGGACAAAUUUGCCCAGCAUGAAGCGAAGUUGCAGCAUGUCGAAACCCAAUUUGGCAAAGUGAAAAGAUGGCUCUCUAGUUGUGCUCGUAGUGUCAACACCCAUCGGGAAGUCAUUAAUGCGCUACGGACUCUUGAAGAUGAGAACCAGUGGAUAGCGCAGAAACAGACUCAGCUGAGUAAUGACAACAUGGCGCUCUCCUUUUUGGAAGUCCAGAAAUUGCUCAGUAGGCAUCAAACUGUUACUGCUGAGGUGGAGCACCGGACUGUCAGGAAUUCGUCACUUAUAAAAACUGCUAUGGAGUGGCUACGUUUGGGAGAAGUUCUGCAGCUUCCGGCGUUUCACUCAGCUAAAGAGGAUGCCUACUGUGUGGCCUUCAUAACAUCACAUCGAGAUCUUUCAAAAGAGCUCCUAACAAAGACCAGCGAAUUGGUGUUUCGGCAAGCCGUAGUACAUCGAGAAAUCGGUGUGCGGCUCUCUGUCCUUUACCAUUGGCAAGCCUGGUUCGUUCAGCACAUGGAUCUUUUAGAACUCUACAACUGGCUAAUAGAGACGGAGUCUAGUAUAAUGACGGAAUGCCAUGCGGCUCGCGGACUUGCCUCGGCUUAUGCUGCCAUCAAGAAGCAUUCAGUAAUUGAAGCCAUUGUCUCAGGAUUUCAGGCACCCAGACUUCGACAUCUAAUCGGAUAUUUUACAGGCACUCGAACCACCGAUCUGUUAGAAGCAACUAUGACUAUGAUAGCGGCUAAGCAGAAGAAGUUGUCACAUUACUUGGAUCCUACCGACCCUUUCGUUACCACAGACAAAACACUCAAGGCAAAGGCACAUCGGCAUAAACUACGCCGACAAAUCCACAUCCUUGAAAGAUCAUAUGAUAAACUUCACUGCGCACAGGCCUCGGUACAGAAACAAUUUACGGGUCUUCGUGAUCUAGUGAUGGAGAAAAAGCAUCGAUUGUACGAACUACUUGCUUUGAAUAGACUCUACGAGGAAGUCAGCGAUGUAGAGGAAUGGAUCUGGGGCAGAAUGAGAGAAACUCUGACCGACAACACGGGAAAAGAUUUGUACGAGUGGACCCGCCUGCAACGCGACUUCUGUGACGUUCAGCGAAACCUAAUUCGUGGCGGGGCCACAGAUCAACUAGUACAUGAGGGCUUGACCUCCGUGCCCAGAUUACCUGCAGAUUUUGCACUACUCAGUCAGUUGCCACCAUUGUCCGAUAGUCCGGAGCGUCUAGUUCGUGCUAUUAUGGUGUGUCGACAGUUGAUCUCCUUGAAGCAUUCCGAUGCUCCUCUAAUUGCUCAAUGGCAAGACCGUCUAAAUGAGGAUUGGUGUGAGUUGAGAGAACUUCUGCAAACCCGAGGCGUAUUGCUUAAAAAUGCUGGAAAUCGGCUGCUCUUCCUUCGUCGUUGUGAGGAGGCGAUAGCCGAUUUACGUGAAAAAAUGGACAGUUUGCCUGCGAUAGUGAGUGCCGAUUCACAGGCCUUGGCACGUCAGCAACGCCAACACGCGAAUAUACGCCGGUCAGUGAUUCCCAUCGGUAAACGGGUAAGGUACCACCCAUUUUUGUGUCUUCAGCUAAAAGACGGAAAAAUGAGGUGA
This is a messenger RNA of Hydatigera taeniaeformis, 1854 nucleotides long. Lineage: Eukaryota; Metazoa; Platyhelminthes; Cestoda; Cyclophyllidea; Taeniidae. The record is from the annotation of a GenBank genome assembly.